GUGGUAAAACCCUACUUAGUACACAAAUUACAUUAAUGCAAUACACAAAAGUAGACUUAAAAUAAUCCAUAUUAAUUAUGAAAAACGAUUCCAUAUUAAGUGAUAAGAUUGCGUGCUUAUAAAUUGGUAUCAAAAAUUCAGUAAUAUUUAUACCACUGUAAAUCACACAAGACAAAUGCACAUUGCAUGCAUAAUUAUAAUAAAAAAAAAACAAAAUCAUUUUGAAAAUACAAUAACUAAUCCAAAUUGUUAAACAUGUCAGUGGUUCUCAAAGAGUGGUCUAAAUUCUCAGUGGCUGCAAAAGAUGGCAGUAUUCUCAAUUUACGGACUGUCGAAAUACUUUUGGAUACAAGUGUGAUGGACAAAAUACUACAAUGCUAUCUUAAAUAUUUUGUAAUCGAGGAGGCCAAUUUUAUUGCAGCAAAGGUACCGGAGAGUGAAGAAGCCAUGGACGAAAUGGCACAAAUUGUACAGAGCAGAAGUGUGCUAACUGACGACGAACCACAUAUUGUUGUUUGUUGUUUUGAUAACGGAAAUGAUAAGAACAUUGAAGUUUUAGGGGCAUCGAUAAUGGCAUUAGUAAGAAAAGAUAAUCCACAACCAGAGCAGCUAGAAUUGAAAUCGAAAGAAUGUCAGAAACUUAUGGAGAUAAUGGGAAACUUGAUGGAAAUUUACGAUGAAAUGAAAGUAUUUGACUUAGACCUCUGCUUUAGUGAUAGAGGGCUCGUUGUAUGUCCUGAGUACAGGGGCCUUGGUAUAGCACAGGAACUUCUUAAAGUCAGACGACUAAUGUGCAAGGAGUAUGGUAUACCUGUCAAUGGCGCCUGGAUGACGUCAUACGGUACACAGAAGGCUGCGGAGCGUGAUGGCUGGGAGACUGUCUGCGAGCUCCAGUAUGAAGACUUGGAGAAGAAGUUCAACGUCACUUAUCCGAAAAACCCACCUUCCACUAAAUUUAUGAUCGCUAGAAUAUCUCUUUAAAUAAAAUGUUUACCUACUGUCU
Molecule: messenger RNA, 1003 nt
Organism: Spodoptera litura
Lineage: Eukaryota; Metazoa; Arthropoda; Insecta; Lepidoptera; Noctuidae
Source: RefSeq, a predicted model, not a curated record